CAAGGGUUUCAAUACUCAAAAGGCCUGCUUCAAAUGCAUGGGAAGGGGUGCAUGGAGUUUGAAGGGAACUGGGGAAGACCAGAGCAUUCAAAGAGAUUUGUAGACAUUAUCUUGGCUGGUAAGCUUUGCAACAAGAAUUUGGCCCUUUGAGGACCACCGGAUGCCCAGCAGCUAACCCAGAGGGAUGAGAGAUGAGUGGAGGGAGUUGACAGUGGUACGAGGCUAGGCUAGCAGCUCUCUUUGGUGUACAGCAGGAGGGUGGGGAACCCAAGGGUCACAUUUCCUCCAGUGAAACCUUCCACACGCCAUUGGUGGGAAGGGCCAGAGGCAAAUGUGAGCAGAGCAACAAUGUAAAUGUUACCGUUGUACAGGACGCUAGGUUCUGUCCUCCAUCUAGAUGAGCAAUAAGCAUUAUCAGAGUUCAAAGACAUAUUCCAACCAGUCAAAAACCAGGGGUGCAAAGGGCUGGUAAGGAGUGUGGUGCAGAAGAUGGCCUGGGGAGAGGUUAUAAUGGGGUCUGAGGUGCUCUUUUCCUGGUGUACAGCCUGGGAGCUGACUCACCACCUCAUCCUCUUCUUAAGAAUCUCCUUCACCAAGGUUUUACAACAACCCUGGAAAGUAGGACACUACUAUCACCACCAUAUUCUGGGUGAGGACUGAGCAAUGGCCUGCCCAAGGCCCUUCGACGAGUUGAUUAUGGCAGAUGGGGUUUUUUUUAAAGGAGAAGCUUCCUGGUUCAGCUCUGAAUCUCUUCUAGGAACUGCACCAGCUCGUCAGCCUGGCCUGGCUCCGCAAGCCGUUCAGCCCAACUCUGACGGGUGACUGGCCUCGGAGAAGGGUCGCUGCUGUACCCCGCCCUCUGCAGCCUGUUACACAAACGGGGCGCCGCCGGGGAGAGAGCGAGAGCGAUCUCCUCCUCUCCUUAUCGUACUUGCACGCCGCAGUCCGUUGUGUAACCCGACCCACACAGGCUCUUCACAAAGGCGACGCCUCGCCCCUGCUCUCUCCCUCCCGCUGCUUGGGCACAGCCAGAGCUCGAGAGAGGCUGAAGCCCAUUGGCUCGCUCCUCGCGUCCGCCCUUGCAAGACGGCGAAGUUCCGCUCCGGGAAGGUAAGGGAAACAAAAGGCGGCGCGUGGGGGGCGCCCGAGCCGCGCAACUUUGCCAGGGUGGUCGCGUUCUGUUGCAAAGCGGGACGUUCCAUCCGCUCGGACAACGGAAUGCCUCUCAAAGAAGCAAAACGGGCUCAAUGGCUCCCCCCCCCCACAGAACACACACAGCAUGCAGCCAAUUAAACCACGCUGGGCUGCGUCGAGGCGGAAGGUCAAGCCAAGCCACCUCUCCGUCUUUUUAGAAACGUUAACAGCAAAGACCCCUGUGUCACCCUGAAGCGUGACCAACCGAACGCCCUUGGAUUGUGGCGGGAGAGCUUUCCUGCGCGACUCUAGUCCGCGAAAGCUUGUAUCAUAUGCCGUCUGUGCGAAGCGUUUUCGCAGGCUGCAGCAGCAGGGCUCUCUUGCUGUUGCUGAGUUUUUUUAAAAAAAAUAUUACUGUAAUUCUAGAAAUGUACAAUGAGCCUCCCUACAGUGUUACCUAUUCUCCUCAUCUGUUCAUCAUAGUGUAACAAAUUGAGACUAUGAAUACGUAUUAGAACUUCAGAAUGGGAAUCAAGAUUCCUGUUGUCUGUGGAGCUGGAAGUAAUUUUUUUACAAAACAAAACUGAAAACAGGAAAUAUUUCAGUCAAGAAAAAACAUCUUGCCUAUGGGAAAUUCCCAAUGGAAUUAAAUGAAGCGAUCAAAAAUAACUUGUUUAUUCCACCUAUCUUUAACAGAGCAUUCAGGCUGCAGGGCGUGUGAAAUAUUUUUUUCCUGAUCUCCUAUAAAGGCGAACAGUAUCAGAAUUUUCUGUUUGAUAAGAAAUCUGUUCCUCAGCAAACUCUAGUUUAACACCAGGCUCUCAAUGGGACUAAAAAGUCUUUAGUUAUAAUCCUAAAACUACUUGAAAUGAAUGGGACAUACUGUACUUCAGGGGAUGGGGAAGCACACUAAAUCUGUUUUCUGAUCAUUAUCCCUGACUGCUUACUAGAGAAUCUGCUGUCUGGUACACAGCUGUGAAGUGUAAUUAUGUAGGUAAGGGUUUGCCAGAUGAAAAAAUAAAACAUGAGAAUUGCUUUGCCUUAAAUAAAGCUUGAGUGACUGUCUGGCAGGCAGGGAUGCUGUAGUCACAACCAGCAUUGCACAUCCUGCAUUGAACAGUGAGUUGAGACUUGAUGGCCUCUAAGAUCCCUUCCAAUUCUAUGAUCAAGGCCUAUCUACUACAGCAUCUUGUCUCCUACAGCAGAUGAUGAGCAUCCCCUAUUCUUUGUUUCCAGCAUCCCAUACGCAAGACAUAUAUGCUAAUUCUGAACAUGAAGCUUCUAACGGGUCAUAAGUGGCCUACCUGAAGAACAGCAGCAGACUGCUAAGGGGAGAUAAAUUUGCCAAAUUAGAUUGCCAUGGUCUUAACAGCAUUCUUGAUAUAGUAAAAUGGCUUACUCUAACUUUAAAAUGCUAAUAACAGCAUCCUCGAAGGAAAGAUCAUUGGAAAAGGAGCAUCUGCAUCUGUCCCUCAUUUUAACCAACACAAGAAAAAAGAUCUUUGCUUUAUUUCCUUUAACCUACAGGAGGAAACACAUCUCAAGUUGAGAGUAAGUACCUCCCAAUGUGAAAAUAACUAACGGUGUACAAUUACCAAUUUUCAGUUUCAAAGGCAAAUCCGCAAUCCGUAUUUGCUAGAACUGUCUGGCUGAGGAUGUGGGUCCAUGCUCUUGGCUUCACAGCCUUGCCCCAUCUUGGUGGAUUCCUGGGCUGGUUCUUCACUCGGAAGGAAGUGCCCACGUGGUUUGAAGAUCUGAAGAAACCGUCAUGGCGGCCGCCCAAUAAAAUGUUCCCAGUUGCUUGGACGACACUGUAUACAAGCAUGGGGUAAGGCUUCCUGGGCAGCCCCUUCCUCUUCACUCAAGGCUCCAGUCCUAAGCACAUGCUAGAAAGCAAGCCCAACUGAAUUCAGUGGAACUUAGGUCCAAGAAAAAAUACAUGGGAUCAGACUGACAGCUAUUCCAUUUGCCUCUGCUGCUUCCAUGGUAGCCUUUGUAGCAACUAGUUGGCUGAUUUCCUCUUUGCGAUGAGUUUUAUCCAGUUAGUCACACUCAAUUAGAUCCAUGGAAUAGACACAACUAACUCAGGUACCUUCAUUUCAGUGGGUUUUAGUUGGUGCUACCUGUUGCAAUUAAUCCUGACCCAGUGGCUCCUUGCUUCCGUCUCCCUUCUUGCAUUUCAUGUUGGGAAUGGCUAUCCUAGAGUCCCCUGCAAUGGAUUAAGUAGUGUCAGGAUGCUGCCUUUAAUGAGGUUGUUCCAGUCUACUGUCUCCAUCCAGGAGGACAGAAGUUGCGACUCUUAGGUUGCAAUCCUAAACACACUUUCUUAAGAGUUAAGUCCAAAGUACCAUUGAAAGUGGGCCUUACUUCUGAGUAGACAGGUGUAGAAUUACACUUAAUAUCUUAGACCCUUCUGCACUACUUCUUUAAUGCAGAUUCCUUGGGGGCUCAGAACUCCUGCUAGAUUGGUAGUGAUAACCAAAAAUGAUGCAACAUUAAACUAGCUCUGGGAAAUACAGUAAGCCCACAACUUACACACAUUUAUAUUGUGCACAUUUAGCUUUACACAUGUAGCAAAAAACUAAAAAGGGGUGGAAAGGGGGCUGGGUUCCUGGGGAAAUGACGUUGGCAAUCCCACCUGCCUUUGAACCCAAUGGGUUUUGAUUAUACAAAAUUUUGGCUUUAGGUGCGAUCCCCAGAAUGUAACCCCCAUGUAAGUUGAGGGCUUUCUGUAGUGAAAUUCUAGCUAUAUUGAUAAACUAAGUGCUUGUGCAGCAGCACCAUAGAUUUGUUAUGUCUUAUCUUUGAGAUUUCUACUGAAAAAGCUUCAAAUGUACUUAGCCAUCAUCUAAGCUGCAUUUCACUGGUGUUAAGGCUUACACGGGAAGGGUUGCUCAGAGUAGUAAUCCUACCGAAGCAAAGCUGAUAAUGUGGCAUUCAAAAGCAAAGCAUUGUCUGGUUUCCUUUUCUGCAGGUAUGCUUCAUAUUUGGUGUGGAAGGACCUUGAUGGCUUCAACAGUCAAGCAGUUGUCCCACUGGGUCUCUAUGGAGCUCAGCUUGCACUGAACUGGGCAUGGACUCCUAUAUUUUUUGGAGCUCACAACCUAAAGCUGGUAAUGUAUCCCAAACAUUUGCUGUACCAUUAUGUUGCCUGUAUUGCUGUUACCUUUUUGGGACCUCCAGUGAGGCUGACUAGGAAACUGCUGGGCUAAAAUUGAUCAAUGGAAUGUGCAGACUCUUUAAAAAAAAUCCUCUAGCAGGGAUGUUUAUCUAAACGCACACAUUAUGUCCGGGCCUCAAAAUAUACUGAGUUUCUGUUAGAAAUGUCAAAACUAGGAAGGUCCAGAGUGAGGUUUUCAGUUGUUGAGCCAGUGGGACACAGUGCUUCAAAUGUUAGACCAGAACUGUGGAGAAACCCACUCUGCCAUGAAGCUCACUGAGUGAACAUGGGCCAGUCAUAAGCUCUCAUCUUAAGCUACCUCACAGGGUUGUUGUGGGGAGAAAAUAGGGGCAAAGUCCCCUGUAAGAAAAACAGGAUAUAAAUGUAACAAACAAACUAGAACUACUUCCUUUACGGCUUUGUUCUUUGCUCUCUCUGGCCCCAAGCCCUUGAUUUUCUGUCCAUGUUCCCAAAGGGUAAAGCAGAAAAAGAGGGCAAAACAACCUGCUACAGAACAAAGCAGGCAGAUAGGUUAAUGUGUUUUAGUGGUGAUUAAAGUUCCCUGGGCACACAAUACAUGAGUCUUCAAGUGAGGUCUUCCAUAAUGUUUGUAGCUGGCAUUUAGUUACAAGAGCAAGGAGAAUUUGAUGAACUGGGGCAAAAGGCUUGCAUGGCUUGUAUCCACUUUGCAGCUGGCUCCUGCCAGUGAUAUCAGCCCCUUGCAGUUCUGUUUACUGCCUUCAAAAUUAAAGCAGAUGGCUGCCUCGAGAAGGGUGUGAAGCUAGCACCGUUAUGAUCGGGGUGAUCCAUAUUUUUCAGUUGAGAAUGGUGUGUCUUGAGAUAAGCAGCUCUGAGCACCACACCUUGACCUAAUCAGCAAGCAAAGGCCAGAGCUUCAGUGCGCUCAUUAUUCAUAUGUACCUUAUUAAACUGUAAAAUGCCAAAGUGUUAAUAAGAGAAUAUGUAUGAUAGGAGUUGUUUGGAUUAGCACAUUUAGACACUUAGCGCUGCAUUAGAGAUGAAGAAAAGGAGAGCCUGGAGUGUUCAGAUGGCUAAAUUCCAGCCUCUAGGGAACCGAGGAAGAAUGCCAACAUUUCUAAGCACAGAUGGAAGUGACAAUACAACUUGGAAAAUUUGGUAAUAAGGGUAAUAACUCUUAUCCGGCUCUGGUAAAGGGAAUAUGGCCCACCCAGCCCCAACCUAUGCUCUGCUGUCUACUGGCACAAUAGCAUAAUAUCUGGUGAAAGGAUUCUAUAGUUGACACCUGGGAAAACCUUGCUCUAACACUAUGAGCUGGAUCCACCCUGUGCACUGAGCUAGCCGCCAUCACUACCACUAGUGCCUGCUAAAUAAAAGCUGCUGUCCCGAUUCCUGCAUUGUGCAAAGAUCUUUGCAAGGGAGGCAGGGAAAUGAGGGGACCAGCAACUUGUUCCAGUUGCCAAUGGAGCAAUGCUUCCACUGACAAAAAGCUCUGGCAUGAAAAGCCUGAGAGGUAUAUGGGAGCAGAUGGGGCAGUCCUGGAGUGCUCAGCCACUUGCUUUGUGUAGGAUCAUUCUCAGCCUUGUGGUAAAAGAAGAGAUUGCGUCUUUUGCAUUCUGUCCAGUGUGUCAAUCAUUUAGACAUUGCUAUUUCUCUUUUCCAGGCCCUGAUCGACAUUGUGGGUCUUUAUGGGUUAGUGCUGGCCACAAUAUAUUCCUGGUACCCUAUUAACAAAACAGCAACACUGCUGAUGCUGCCUUACCUUGCCUGGCUGACCUUAGCUUCUUCUCUUACCUACCGUAUCUGGAAAGACAAUCCUGAAAAGGGAAAGAAGAAAGAAUAAGGAAGGAACUGGGGAAAUGGACAUAUUUGGCGAAACCCUUUGACCCUGAGAUCUGGUACUAUGGAAGGAAGUUAAUUUAACUGGCACAAAAGCAUUUAGCAUUUAAGGGUUGGGAGAUGGGGAAUCCUUUACAAAAUGCAAUGGCACAUAUUAAGAAGACUGUUAUACAUUCUGAGUUUGAAAACCACAGUUCCCAUCCUCAUUCAAAGCACUAUUUUAUACAUGUUUACUCAGAAAAGUCUCACUGAAUUGACUGAAGCCUAAUGAGACGAUGUUGUUAGGUAACAUUUAUAUAGAUAAGCCCUUCUUACAACUUUGGAUUAGCUUUGUUUUGUUUCACUGAAUUGUAGUUAGAAGACUACUUCAGAAGAAUCUGGAGGCGCACUAGACUCAUUAAGAGUUGAACACCCAUAUAUGUAUUGUACUAAUGAGGGUUGCUUCACACAUUCUUGCUUUUUAGGUGCAUACAUUAACUUUUCCUCUCCCAUUUCCUCCCCUCUUCAUUCUUUUCCCCAAGUGCCAUAAUUUAGAUUGUAACACAUUGGGGCAAGGACCUAUUUUUUUUGUUGGCUUCAUUCCAAUAGCCUAUAAGCAGUGCAAUCCUACAUAUGUCUAUUUGCGAGUAAGCUUUAUUGAGUUCAGUAGGGCCUACUCCCAGGAAAGUGUGUAUAGGACUGAGGUGCAAGUCUUUAUACACCUAAACAUGUAAAGUGUGGAUGCUUAAGCACUGGUUUUUGGGUUUUUUGUGGAGUUGGGAAUAGCCUCAGGCACUCUGUUAGGUGGAUACUCAGUGGCAUAGCUGGGUGAAUGUAUGAAAAGGCUCAGAUGCUGGGAAUGGAACAGGAAUUAUUUUCACCCGACAGGAGGGCUUGCUCUGUUUUUCCAAGUCAGUUAUUACAUGGGCAGAUGGUUACACAUGAAUGCACCAUGAUGAGCUAUUUCACAAGCCAUGUUUUCAUUUGUUUAAAGUAAAGGAAUUCAGUUCUAGUGCUGGGGACAGAACCGAGCAACUGCUGGAAAUGGGUUUGAGUCCCCAAAAGUUAUAGUAUUAAUAUAUAUGCUUUUGCUGCUUGAGAUUAACAUGGUCAGCCCUUUGGAAAUAGAUUUAAUAAGUUGUGGGGUUUUUUUUAAAGUGGGGGAGCUGAUAUUAUUGCUUCUUUCUCCCAGUAGCUCUUGGUGCAACCUGAAAUCUGUUUAGCAUCCAGCAGAGGCUUACUUAAUGAAGUUUGCCCAAUACCCUCUUAACACUGCUACAAACUGCAGACUUUGGGGCUUUGACAUCAUAUUCUGCUUUUUCUCCCCUUUGCAUUGUUUUGUUGAACAUCCAGCCUGACUAAGUGUUUCAGGCAGUGUAUUUUUCUAGAAGAGGCACCAGAACUCACCAUGAAUGCCUCCUUUGUUCCCUUAAAAUGGCAAUGACGCCCACCUGAGAGGUGCCGGAACUGAGUUCCGGCAAGUUCUGGCUGAAAAAAACCGUUUCUGGGGAACAUAAGCUUGCUCAUGACUUUGUGAAUUUUGCUUUGUCAUAAUAAAGGUAUUGUCCUACUGUG
Podarcis lilfordi (Lilford's wall lizard) is the source of this 7666-nucleotide messenger RNA. Lineage: Eukaryota; Metazoa; Chordata; Lepidosauria; Squamata; Lacertidae. The record is from the annotation of a GenBank genome assembly.